Molecule: messenger RNA, 773 nt
Organism: Trichoderma harzianum CBS 226.95
Lineage: Eukaryota; Fungi; Ascomycota; Sordariomycetes; Hypocreales; Hypocreaceae
Exons: 3
Coding region: 59-343 (94 amino acids)
Cellular component (GO): cytosolic small ribosomal subunit
Molecular function (GO): structural constituent of ribosome
Source: RefSeq, a predicted model, not a curated record
AAAAAUUCCAAUUCCUCCACCACUCCUCCGUCGACAAGCCAAGCACAUCACAGACAAAAUGGCGCCUGCAGCUGGAGCAAAGAAGCAAAAGAAGAAGUGGUCCAAGGGCAAGGUCAAGGACAAGGCCCAGCACGCCGUCCUGCUCGACAAGACCAUCUCCGAGAAGCUCUACAAGGAUGUCCAGUCUUACCGCCUCGUCACCGUCGCCGUCCUGGUCGACCGAAUGAAGAUCAACGGCUCCCUCGCCCGCCAGUGCAUCCGCGACCUCGAGGAGAAGGGCAUGAUCAAGCCGGUCAUCACUCAUAGCAAGAUGAAGAUCUACACCCGUGCCAUCGGCGAGUAAAUUUACCACCAUGUUUGAAAGUUAAAGCAUUGAGAUUUGGCGCCUGGUUGGUCUGAAAGGAAGAAAAUGGGACCAUGAGUGAAGAGGAUGAUACGAGGUAUAUAAAGCCUUAGUUGGGACGCUUUUCAUGCUCGGUGUAGCAUUUCAUGGGAACCGGAAACGCUUUAGCAAAUGGCAACGGAAUGAAGAACUUCAAAAAAUGACCAAAACGACGCGAAUCCCUCCUUGACCUUUGUGUGACGCACAUGUCCGUUCUGCGAAUAAUUGUGAUGAGAUUAUGGGAUGGACUCAUGCUUUGUUGCCGCAAUAUUAGUAUCGCAUUGGCGGGCUUAUGCUAUCUCUCUUUUUUUUAUGACAUGCGUAAUCGCGAUGUUGAUGUUGCGCCAUGCCAUGCAGCAUACGCCAUCGGUUCAACUGCUACUACUGCAUU